This is a messenger RNA of Impatiens glandulifera, 2613 nucleotides long. Its product is annotated as DNA mismatch repair protein MLH1. Gene Ontology annotation, molecular function: ATP binding; ATP-dependent DNA damage sensor activity; mismatched DNA binding. The record is from RefSeq and is a predicted model, not a curated record. Gene Ontology annotation, cellular component: MutLalpha complex. The coding region runs from base 70 to 2298 and encodes 742 amino acids. Gene Ontology annotation, biological process: mismatch repair. NCBI's taxonomy places the organism in Eukaryota, Viridiplantae, Streptophyta, Magnoliopsida, Ericales, Balsaminaceae. The transcript has 16 exons.
GGACAAAAUUAUAGUUAAGAAUUACCCGCUAGUUUUCAGCCAGAUUCAUCCCUCCUGGGGCGUCGUAAAAUGGAGCUUCAUGAACAAGAACAGCCUUAUCAAAUGGCAGUAGAAUACGAAGUGGUUCCCUCUCCAGCAGUUACAACUGAGCCGCCGAUAAUCCGACGUCUUGAUGAGUCCGUCGUUAAUCGAAUUGCCGCCGGGGAGGUGAUCCAAAGACCUGUCUCUGCCGUGAAGGAACUUAUCGAGAACAGCCUCGACGCUCACUCAUCCUCAAUCAAUGUGGUUGUUAAGGACGGUGGUCUCAAGCUCAUUCAGGUUUCUGACGAUGGCCACGGAAUCCGAUAUGAGGACUUGUCUAUACUAUGCGAGCGGCAUACAACUUCAAAACUGUCCAGCUUUGAGGAUUUGCAGUCGAUUAAGUCAAUGGGAUUCAGAGGAGAAGCUUUGGCUAGCAUGACUUAUGUCGGCCACGUCACUGUUACCACCAUUACUGAAGGAAAACUGCAUGGUUAUAGGGUAUCCUACAGAGAUGGUGUAAUGGAACACGAGCCUAAAGCAUGUGCCGCAGUAAAGGGGACUCAGAUAAUGAUUGAGAAUUUAUUCUACAACAUGAGUGCAAGGAGGAAAUCACUUCAGAACACUGUCUGUGAUUAUCCAAAAGUUGUGGACCUCCUAAGUAGGUUUGCUAUCCAUCACAAUAAUGUGAGCUUCUCUUGUAGAAAGCAUGGAGCGACAAGGGCAGAUGUUCAGACAAUAGCGACACCCUCAAGACUUGAUGCUAUUAAAUGUGUCUAUGGGGUACCAGUUGCACGUAAUCUAAUGAAAAUAGAAGUCUCUGACGAUGAUGCUUCCAGUUCAGUUUUCACCAUGAAUGGUUAUGUUUCAAACUCAAACUACAUUGCUAAGAAGACUACCAUGGUGCUUUUUAUUAAUGAUAGACUAGUUGAGUGUAGCGCCUUAAAAAGAGCUAUAGACAUUGUCUAUGCAGCAACCUUACCUAAAGCAUCAAAACCUUUUGUAUAUAUAUCUCUCACCUUGCCACCUGAGCAUGUUGAUGUGAAUGUGCACCCAACAAAGAAAGAGGUUAGCCUUUUGAAUCAGGAAGUUAUCAUUGAGAAGAUACAGUCAGCUGUUGAGGCUAAACUGACGAACUCUAAUGAUGAAAAAGUUUACAAUGAACAGAUGGUGGAUCCUUCUCCUUCUGCUCUUAUACCUUACAGCAAAAACACCUCUAUCAGUCCCUUGGGUUCUGGGUCAAAAUCACAGAAAGUGCCCGUGAAUAAAAUGGUUCGAACAGACUCAUUAGAUCCUGCUGGUCGGAUGCACGCUUACUUGCAGGUUAAACCUGGGAAUCUUGAAAUGAGUUCAAAUUUGAACAUCGUGAGAUCUUCCAUUAGGCAAAGGAGGAUCCCUAAGGAAAAUGCAGAUCUCACAAGCAUUCAGGAGCUUCUUGAUGAUAUAGAUAAAAGUUGUCAUUCUGGAUUGUUGGAUACUGUAAGGCAUUGUACUUAUAUCGGAAUGGCAGAUGAUGAUUUUGCUCUAAUUCAGCACAAUACGAACUUGUAUCUAGCCAAUGUGGUGAACUUAAGCAAAGAGCUUAUGUAUCAGCAAGUACUGCGACGGUUUGCUCAUUUUAAUGCUAUACAAUUAAGUGAGCCUGUCUUAGUAUCAAAAUUAAUCUUGUUGGCACUAAAAGAGGAGGAAAUAGAUGAAGAAUUCAAUGAAGAAUGCAAUGAAGAUGAUGAUCUGAAGAGCAAGAUUGCACAGAUGAACACAGACCUGCUAAAACAAAAAACUGAAAUGCUAGAGGAGUAUUUCAGUGUGUUCAUAGAUCCAGAAGGUCACUUGUCUAGGCUUCCUGUUGUGCUUGAGCAAUACACUCCGGAUAUGGAUCGUGUCCCCGAUUUUGUUCUCUGUUUGGGCAACGAUGUGGUUUGGGAAGAUGAAAAAAAUUGUUUUCAAUCAAUUGCUGCUGCUAUAGGAAACUUCUAUGCUAUGCAUCCUCCUUUAUUGCCAAAUCCUAGUGACAAUUUGCAAUUUUACAAGAAUGAAACUUCCAAACGUUCUCAUGAUGGAGAAAACAUAAUAGAAGAGGAUCAUUUGGAGGAUGAAAUGGAGCAUGAGCUACUUGCUGAAGCAGAGACUGCUUGGGCCCAGCGUGAGUGGUCAAUCCAACAUAUCCUGUUUCCAUCUAUGAGACUUUUUCUUAAACCAACAACUUCCAUGGCUGGAAAUGGGACAUUUGUGCAGGUUGCUUCACUGGAGAAGCUUUACAAAACCUUUGAGAGAUGCUGAAGAAAAAAUGUUCAAUUUUUUGGGCCUUGUAUGGAAAGGAAGCUAAUAUCUCCGAAAUGCUAAGUCUUGGUUUGGAUUCGGGGCUAUCCACCUGUAAGAAAGGUGAGAUUUUUGUUGCUUUCACUUGGAUUCGGGGGGGCUAGUCAGUGAGAUCUUUGAUCGAUUUAAAUCAAAUUAGGGUUUUUUUAAGUGUAAGUGGAAUUUUGUUAUGAUACAAGAACCUAUCUAGGUUUUUUAAGUGUAAUUUGAUUUAAAUCGAUUAGCUAGCUUCUUGUAUAUGGGUCUUAUUUCUUCUUCAAUGCUAUAUUAGGAAAA